GCUCAUCUGAUGUGACAUUUAUACAUCAAAUAUUAAAGUCUGUGAUGAUGUGUGCUUCUGAUGAACAUGUUUUCUGAAUCAAUAUGCUUAAUUAAUAACUUCUAUUGAUCACCUGCAGCUUUUUAAAGGGACAGUUCACCCCAAAAUCUAAAACACAUGUUCCUCCUCUCAGCUGUACAGCUGUUAAUCCAUCUGGACUGUUUCGGUCUGAGCGGCAGAGCUUUGGAGAUAUCGGCCGUAGAGACGACUGCAUGUUUGAAUAUAACGGGACAAUAUGGCGCUCGGCUUGUGGAGCUCAAAGCGCCAAAAACUACAUCUGAAAAACUCAACAGCGACGUCUCUUUCCAGAACUCGGCUGCUGGAGAUAAUCCUAAGACUUCGUGUAAUCCUGAUGGGUUUGGACUCAGCUGGAAAGUCGACUCUGCUGGCCAGACUGCUGACAGGACAGGUGAUGGAAACGUCCCCGACCGUCGGAUUCAAUGUGGGAACUUUGCAACUGGACAAGAAGACGUCUCUGACUGUGUGGGACGUUGGAGGACAGAAGAGCAUGAGACCCAACUGGAGGUACUACCUGGACGACUGUAAGGCUCUGGUUUUCGUGGUGGACAGCAGUGAUCCGACCCGGAUACCGGAGGCCCAGAAAGUCCUGAAGAAGGUCCUGGGUGAUGAGAAGUUACAAGGAAUUCCUCUGAUGGUUCUGGCCAACAAGAAGGACCUGCCAAACUCCAUGACCAUACGAGAGAUCUCCAAUCAGCUGGAUCUGCCCAGUUACACCAACCGGCUGUGGGAGAUUCAGGCCUGCAGCGCUCUGAAGGGACUUGGCCUCCAACAGGCCUUCAUGUCUGUCAACAAGCUCAUCAAGAGGAGCUGAGAGGAGGAAGAGGAGGAGGAGGAAGACGAUUAAAACUAAAACUUUAAACUUAUUAUUGAUACUGAAUAAAGAUGUAAUAAUACAUACAUAAACAUGAUUGAUUGUUCUGAUUGAUCAUCAAACUUUCAGCAGGUUUAAAAAAUCAUUUCGGGGAUUUUUCUUCUGUUUUAGCUCAAGUAUUCAUUAUUUCAGCCAAUCACAACGCACUAUUUUACUAUCCAAACUCUGCCUGGUAACAGUGUAGACUAACCAAUCAAUAAAUGUCUUGAUUGAUCAGUUGCCAGGUGACAGAAGUCCAAGAAAUUAAUUUGAAGAUUUUUUCAUCAGACGUGAUGAACUGUCUUUAAGGAAACUUUCCCCUGUUCGGUUCAGUUCAGGUGAACUCAGGUGUGUUUACCUGUUGAGUGCGGUUGUGUGAAAGCUGUCAGACUGUGAUGUGGACUAAACAGUCAGACUGAGACCACCUGGGAAGGAGGGUCUCAGUCUGGGUCAAAGGUUGUGGUGUGAAAACAAACAGACCAGAUUUUAGGAGAGUACAUAUUUAAUUGAAUGAAUUAAAUCUAAAGAACUAUUAAACUGUCCAAUCAGUGAGUCGGCUGUCAGUCAUGUGACUUCACGUCAAUCUGAAUCUGAGUUCCUGGGGGGUCCUGAUCCUCAGUAACCUGACCUGACCUGGGCCAAAUAAACUCCACCACAGGUGUGAAAAUGACCUUAAAAAGAGACGGAAAUACGAAGAUAAAAGUGCUAAUAAGAGUUUUGUUACUUUAAAAGACGAAUUUGAGAGUAAAACCAACAGUUCGCAGGAGUUCUCGAGUUUAAAGACAGAUGAAAUCAUCGUUUUCUUCACGGGAGAAAGAUAGAUCUUUGUAUUUGGUUGUUUGCUCUAACUUUAUUGUCCCAUGACCUGUUGGAUGUGUUUGCCGUCCUCUGUAAAUCACAUCUCCCCUCGAGGGACAAUAAAGACCUGACCUGACAAACGAA
Molecule: messenger RNA, 1852 nt
Organism: Siniperca chuatsi (mandarin fish)
Lineage: Eukaryota; Metazoa; Chordata; Actinopteri; Centrarchiformes; Sinipercidae
Gene: arl11
Product: ADP-ribosylation factor-like 11
Exons: 5
Coding region: 275-871 (198 amino acids)
Biological process (GO): intracellular protein transport; vesicle-mediated transport
Cellular component (GO): cytoplasm
Molecular function (GO): GTP binding; GTPase activity
Source: RefSeq, a predicted model, not a curated record